AUGGCAAAUGUAUCAAAAAACAUAUUAGAUGAGUCUUUGAGCCGAAUGACGCAUGUGGACCCCGACAUCUCGAUAUCAACGUCAACUGACGGAACUGAGUUUGAUUUGGAUGAUGACCUAGAGGACGAAACCUUUGAGUUGCCGCUAAAGACCAGAACAAAACUGGCACAAUCCACUAAUUUCGCAGACUUAACGCCCAUGAUCAGUCCGGAUAAGAAAGUCAGAUUUCAAAAUCACAGAGAAUCGUCCCCAUGGCUUCCUUUGUCAGAGGAUAAAAUGAGCGAUUUGGACAGACAGUUUCUAGAUAACCCUAGGAUCGGCCGAACUAUUCGAAAACCUCAUAUCGAAGACGUGCUACUGCACGCACAAAGCUUGAAUCGAUAUCUGGACCAAAACAUGUCGAAAAUAACUUCCUUUCAGGCAGAUAUGUACGACCAAGAGCACGAAAGUUCAUUUCCACGCAGUCACAAUUUUGCCAGCAACGUAGCUACCGCCCCAACGACCCCAUCUGGAUCGGUCUCGAAUUUUCAAUUAAGCGUAGGUGACAGUGGCGAUGCUAUGGACGAAUCUACUUCCGACAACGACGGCCUUUCUGGUGCUGUCCUUCAGAAUGAUAACGAGACUGAGGAUCGCAAAAUAAAGCAACUUUUGUCCACGCAUCAGACGGCCACAUACCCGCUUUCUGAGAAUCUUUCCACUUUCAGUUUAUCAAGAGAUGACCUUCAAUCGAGGAACGACUCUUUGAACUUUGCACAGCAUGUGGAUGCGUCGUCAUAUACCUCGAUCAGCUCGUUAACGAAUGACCUUAUGACCAUGCCAAAUUCCCCGGUAAUACGCAAUACUGAUUUUAUUGAGCCUCAUAUCUCGGUUCCUAGACUUUUGAGCGAACCAGAAAAUGAUUUAGAAUCUAAUGAACAACCUCCAGACAUGAGCUCUGAAGUAGCGCUGGCGUUAUAUACAACGACAAUUACAGCUCUGCUAGAAAUUAGCAAAAACAAUAAUAUUGUAGCGGUGGAAGUUUUGCCAUCGUUUGUGGCGUUUGAAAUGAAAUCGGCUCCCACACUAGCUUACGAAGAAUAUUUGCAGCGGCUUCAAAUGAAGUUUUCAUUUGCGCCAGUGGUGUAUCUCACAGCAGCGCAUCUUCUACAAAUCCUGGCGCUUCACAGGAAUGCUAGCGACCAUCAUUUAAGUUGUAAAUUUAGGUUGGAUCUGCGACAGGUACACCGACUUGUCAUAGCCAGCAUAAGGCUUGCCACUAAGCUGCUCGAAGAUUGUGUCCACUCGCACACUUAUUUUAGCCGCAUUUGUGGUAUAUCUAAAAGGCUUCUGACGAAACUAGAAGUCUCAUUACUUGAGUGCUUACAAUACGAGGGACUCAAGAUUACGAAUAAAAGUUUAAUUAACGCCGCACAGACGCAUCAAGAACUGUGCGAGAUGACUAAAUAG
Messenger RNA from Lachancea nothofagi CBS 11611, 1446 nucleotides. The record is from the annotation of a GenBank genome assembly. NCBI's taxonomy places the organism in Eukaryota, Fungi, Ascomycota, Saccharomycetes, Saccharomycetales, Saccharomycetaceae.